Molecule: messenger RNA, 2563 nt
Organism: Cottoperca gobio
Lineage: Eukaryota; Metazoa; Chordata; Actinopteri; Perciformes; Bovichtidae
Product: prostaglandin E2 receptor EP1 subtype-like
Exons: 3
Coding region: 432-1574 (380 amino acids)
Biological process (GO): inflammatory response; positive regulation of cytosolic calcium ion concentration; adenylate cyclase-activating G protein-coupled receptor signaling pathway
Cellular component (GO): plasma membrane
Molecular function (GO): thromboxane receptor activity; prostaglandin E receptor activity
Source: RefSeq, a predicted model, not a curated record
UGAGCGCACAGUUAAUGUAGACGGAGAGAAGCGACACAAAGUGCAGAAGAGGGGUUGAGACGUGAACUUGCAGAGACGCCCACAUACAAAGGAGGCAGAAAGACGCGCUAUAAAAACGUGACUUGGUAUUUGAGUGUCAGUGGGGAUCCUUUACAACCUGCAAGCCACCAUGAAGCUCCCAGACGGAUUAAGCCGCGGGAAAUACUGCGCAAAGGACGUCGACGCAUUGGACUUUAUCAAAUGAUUUCUGAUCUUAAGAAAAAGACAUCUGCUUGUGGACUUUGCCGAAAUUGUUUCAUAGACCCUGUUUGUGGAGGAUGUGUGUUUGACAAGAAAAGCUUUCUUCUGGUUGUUCAGCUGGACUGAGAAGGAUAUCUGAACUAUGUAGAGCCUCCCUAAACUAUGGACCUCAUGACCUUCAGAGUUCAGUGAUGUUAGCUUUGAACCACUACAACUGCUCAGCCUCCCCGCUCCUCCCUCGUUUCUCCAAUGACAGUGCAGGGAAGGUGGAGGCCAGGGUGGCUGUUGAAGUGCUGUCGCAGCAGGGAAACCUCACCAGCCCACUGCAGCCCACCACCAGUGGCGUCAUUGUCGUCAUAUUGUCCAUGACACUGGGCAUCAUCUCCAACAUUGUGGCCCUCUUCAUCCUGGCCAAUGCUUACUCCCUGCAGCGCCGACGCACCAAAGCCACAUUCCUUCUGUUCGCCACUUCACUGGUGGUCACAGACUUCAUUGGCCACGUGAUCCCUGGUGCCCUGGUUCUCCGACUCUAUCUCUCCGGAGGUGUGCACCCUGAGAACUUCAACUCCUCCGAUAGGAUGUGUCAGUUCCUGGGUGGCAGCAUGGUGUUCUUCGGCCUGUGCCCACUCUUCAUGGGCAGUGCCAUGGCAGCUGAGCGCUGCCUGGGUGUCACUAAGCCACUGCUGCACUCAUCCCUAGUCACCAAAACCCGGACAAAGAUCUGCCUGUCUGCCAUCUGGCUGGCAGCUCUGUGUGUGGCCAUGCUCCCCUGCUUUCAGCUGGGCUCUUACGCCUACCAGGACCCAGGGACCUGGUGUUUUAUCAAAGUGCUCAGUGACACUCAGGAGGUGGACGUGGCGUUUGUGGCGCUGUUCUCCAGUCUGGGUCUGACCUCACUGGCCGUGGCGCUGGUGUGUAACACCAUCAGUGGACUGACCCUGGUGCUCGCUCGGCUCAGGAGGAAGCCCGGCUCCCAUCACUCAGCAAAGUCCCAUGACAUAGAGAUGGUGGUGCAGCUGGUCGGCAUCAUGGUCACCUCAUGUAUCUGCUGGAGCCCUCUGCUGAUCUUCGGCCUGAUGUCGGUGAUCCGCUCCUACACAGGAACUAUUGCAGAGGACUUGUCCAGCUAUAAAACCCUGAUGGUGAUGGGCGUGAGGCUGGCCACAUGGAACCAGAUUCUAGACCCCUGGGUCUACAUCCUGCUGCGGCGCACUGUUCUCCGUAAAAUCUACCUCAUCGCUAAGUGCCAGGCAGGACUGAGGGGGAAUAUAAUGGUCCGCUGGGAGCCCACCUCUUUUCCCAGUACAGAGAAGAAUCAAGUCAAACAAGUUUGAGCUGAGAGAAAGACUCGUAAAGUACUUUGUCACCAGGUCAUUGAACAUACGAAGAAGAAAGAAGCAAAUAAAGACACUUGCUUAAUGGAUUCAAUCAAAAAUAUCUCUUUCAUACUCCAUCAAAGUGUACCAGUAAGUUCAUUGUCUGGCCUUACCAAUGGAAGCUAGCUAAUGCUAUGAUUUUGCACAUAAACUUUCUACUGUUUACUUAUAAUAAGUGAACAUUCCUUAGUUUAAUUGUAUUCUCGUUUGGAAACUCAUAGUAACAAAGGACCACAGCGUAUGAACGCAGUAAUAACCGCGCUCUGUGCUGAGAGACUCUAAGGUUUGCAGGAGUGAUUAUUAUAAAGGGAAUGAGUAUUAUUUAGUUUUAUAUUUCAACUACAUUUUCACCAUCUUUGGAAGUAAAAAACAAAUUGCACAGUGAUUGCUCAAACAUUAAUGUGGAAGAAUUGAGCUGUAUGGGUAUAACCACCAGAAGGAGCUCCAGAGUAAAACCAGAAGUAUUAUAAGAUUGUAUUUGUGAUGUUAAUUUUUCUGCUGAAUGUAUUUCAUGAAGGAUUGUUAAUAUUUAAAUAUUGUGGAGUGUUUGUAAGUUUAGGUUUAAAUAUACUUUCCACAGUGCUUUAUGUGAAGUAAUGUAAUAUUUGAAAAGUUAAUACUUGAAUUGAACCCUCAAUUUAAUGAGGAUAUGUAAAGAACUUUGAAUUGAAUGUAAAUAAAACAAUGCAAUGUGACCUUAAAUAUAUAUUUUUAAAUAAUUGACAAAUUGUCUUUUACUAACAAAUACAACUGUUAUAUAUAUUAUACAUUAUUAUUCUGGGAGCUAUAUAGUGCUCAUAAACAUAGACAGUAUUAAUUUAUUCAGAGUCCAAUUACAACAAAGCAUUUAAUGCCGUACUUCAGCGUUCUCUCUGCUUUCCUGAGUUUUAAUGAUAAAACAUUUGUAUUGUGUGAUCUGCAGGGGUUUCCUGCUGAUUCAUUCUGGA